GUUAUCGCUCCGUGCCUCUUUACAUUGACGCAAGCUGUGCGCCAUAUACUGGUGUCGGUGCUGUGAAAUUUGAAGGAAUUUUGGUCUUAACCAAAUAACAAAAUGGCUCGAUUUUUGACGUUUCUUUGCCUGGCUGUGGUUUUCUUGGCAGUUGUGGAGGUUUCCAUUGGAGCUGGAGGUAGUUCGCACCGCAGACGUGGAUACGGAUACAGCGGAGGGCGUGGAUAUGGCGGUGGAUAUGGUGGCGGUCGACGCGGAUACGGCGGGUAUGGUGGAUACGGCGGCGGAUAUGGUGGAAAUAGAGGAUACGGCGGUGGAUAUGGUGGAAAUAGAGGAUAUGGUGGCGGCGGGUAUGGUGGAAAUAGAGGAUACGGCGGUGGAUAUGGUGGAAAUAGAGGAUACGGCGGUGGAUAUGGUGGAAAUAAAGGAUAUGGUGGUGGAUAUGGGGGGUACGGCAGUGGAUACGGACAAGGCCAUGGGUACAGUCGUGGCUACAGAAACUACGGUCACCAGACCUAUGAGUACGGUCACUAUGGAGACGGGGGUUAUGGCGGCGGUUAUCAUUAAUAAAUGGGCGGCUCUAUGUGUUAAAUGAUGGCAUAAGCGAUUGACAAGGAAGAUAAUAUAAAGAUGCUUUGAUGACAAUCAAAAUGAUGACUUUUCUGGUGACAUUGCAGUGCAGUUGUACUUGGUGUUGAAAAGUAUAGAAUACAGCUCCUGGGAUCUAAGAUGUAGGAUAAAGCCACUGUCUCUUUCACAUGCUGGUUAUAAUGUAAUUAUCAGGACAGUCAUUUAUGUCUCCUUUUUGAUAAACCUCAAUAAAUCCGAUGUGUU
Molecule: messenger RNA, 834 nt
Organism: Lingula anatina
Lineage: Eukaryota; Metazoa; Brachiopoda; Lingulata; Lingulida; Lingulidae
Source: RefSeq, a predicted model, not a curated record